Messenger RNA from Brassica napus (rape), 2340 nucleotides. Its product is annotated as meiosis-specific protein ASY2-like. Bases 1 to 2340 code for a protein of 779 amino acids. The transcript has 4 exons. The record is from RefSeq and is a predicted model, not a curated record. NCBI's taxonomy places the organism in Eukaryota, Viridiplantae, Streptophyta, Magnoliopsida, Brassicales, Brassicaceae.
AUGAGUCUUUCCCAGCGUCUUUUGGUCGCUGACGCCCACAGGCAAUUUCGCGAAGAAGCCGAAGAAAACGCUGAGGGUGAGGGUGGAGAGGCAAGUGGCUCUGAAGCGCCUAGCCAAGCCGUAAGGCCCAGAAGGCGGGCUCAACGGGGAGCUCGUUUCGACCAGUCAGACCGUCUUCCCGCACCAAGGAGUAUCCGCUUCGACGAGAUAGACUGCCGUCCUGUGGUAUACCAUCCUGGUGGGAUCUUCGAAGAACUACCUUCGCUCCCUCCCGAAGUGUUACGUGAUCCGCGAGUUCAAUCGUGGGGAAACGUGUUCAGUUCAUGUUCUUCCGACGAGACUGUGAAGAAUUUGCUAAGGGAGAAUGGUGGCGCCGGCGUCACUUACCUCAUUCCGUCUACCGAGCAGCGCCCAAGGUCACCACCAGUCGGUUACCAAUGCAUAUACGAGUCCUACUUCAAGGAUCAGACUAAGCUCUGGUUCCCAAUCCCGAGAUUGAUCACGUCUUACGCGUUUCGUCGGGACAUCGCCAUAUCUCAGCUGCUGAACGGGUCGCUGCGCAUAGCCAUCAUGCUAAUGGUUAUGGUCGCGGAAAUGGAUGUUUUGAUGAGCGUGAGAGUGUUCGAAGAACUGACUUUCACGAAGGCGGAGCCAAACGGGAUCUUUUCAGUAAAGAUGCGAGCGAGUUACAAUGUCUUGACGGGUCACCCAAACAAGACGCAGGAUUGGCAACGACCAUACUUCUACGUCAAAUCUGAUGAGCACGCCUUCGAGGAGCCGCCGGGGGACGAUUAUCGCGUUUUAUGGAAUCAGCAACUCGUUCGUCAUCCUAAUACGAUCGCCUAUCCUGAAAAGUUCUUUGAAUGCGCCCAAUUGUUCGCGACGCACAGUCAUCUCCGUUGGCCAGAUCUUAGUCGGGAGUGGAUACGUCGUCAACAAGCUAGGAUUGCUAGAGUUGACUGGGAAUCGAGACUUCCUUGUGUACUCGGUCCUCGCAAAUCACGCCUCUCCUUGUUUACUCGGAAACAAAAAAAGCUUCUCAACAAGGCCAGAGAUAUGGAGGGAAUUCCUGACUUGAGUGCCCUGCUAAAAGGGAAGCUUCAAAUGCUCUCAUCGAAGUCGUCCUCUGCCGGUGCCUCAGAGGUCAGGCCUGUUCCCACAGAUGGAGAUGUGAACUCUGAGCCGCCAGCUCAGAGUUCCCAGAAGAAGAAGGCCAGUAAGGCCAAGAAAAGGAGUGUUCCAUUGGAGGAGGCCCCAUCCUCCGCUGAUGCCUCUGAAGUCGCGGCUAAAAAGAAGAAGAAGAAGAAGGACAACAAGAAAAGGUCUCGUGAGGAGGCUUCUGUUGAGCCUCUAAAGACCUCAACGGCCGCAGGGGAUGAUGAUGCGGGAAAACACGAUCCAACUGAUUCUACUCGGGGAUCGUCUGAAGAACGUCCCAAGAAGAAGUUGAAGAAGACGACCGCAGAGGAUGAUGGGACUCCUGCUCCUGAGGUCCCUUCUAAAAGUGGGGGACAGGCUACUGAAACCGGAGAUGGUCCUCGGGAUGAAUCUCCGUUGAGUAAGGGAGCCCUUUCUCAUUCCGCGAGGAAGAAGGGUGUUGAAAGUGGAGGUUCGCUUCCGCAGAAGGCGGGAAAAGGAUUCCCGGAUCGCGUAGAGUUCUUGUACGACGAGACGACUCCGUUGGUACUAAAUCCGCUUCGAUGCGCGGAACUAGCCCGUCAGAUCCGUGGUGGGACAAAAGAGUUGCCACCGAUCGAUGACUUGUGCUUUAAGAAGGAGUACAUUGAUGCGGCUAUGGCGAGCAAACGGAGUGACGGGAGUAUGAACUAUCUCGUCGAGAAGUACGAUAGUACUCUAAAGCAGACGAUGAUCCAGCUGGGCGCGUCGGAAAAACUUGUGCGAACCCGGCUAGGCGUGAUAGAGAGGUUGCGCGCGGAGAACAAAAAGGCUAGCGACAAAGCAUCCAAAGAGAAGGAAGUCCUCCGGGUCAAAUUUGCAGAGCUAGAAGACAAGUUAAAGUCUGAUCGUCUUGCAAAAAGGGAUGCUCUGCGCGAGAAGGCUCGUUUAGAGCGGUUGGUCGUUUCUCUUGAGAAGGAGAAAGCCGAGUUAGAGGGGGAGAGGGAUGCCGUCGUUGGAAUGCUGGUCAAGGAGAGGGAACGCUUGAGAAACUCUAGGAUUCAGGAGGACACUCGCGAAAGGGUCAAUGUCCAGACAGCUAUGGCAGACAAGUCUACUCGCUGCUUUGGUCGAGUAAAGGACUAUCUGGACCGUCUUAACGCGUUGGAGAAAGCCAAGAGUUUAUAUGGGAAGCUUCAGGAACCAAGAAGUGUCUUGAGGUGA